Molecule: messenger RNA, 3529 nt
Organism: Musca domestica (house fly)
Lineage: Eukaryota; Metazoa; Arthropoda; Insecta; Diptera; Muscidae
Gene: PolD1
Product: DNA polymerase delta catalytic subunit
Exons: 3
Coding region: 130-3417 (1095 amino acids)
Biological process (GO): DNA replication proofreading; base-excision repair, gap-filling; DNA-templated DNA replication
Cellular component (GO): delta DNA polymerase complex
Molecular function (GO): 3'-5'-DNA exonuclease activity; DNA binding; nucleotide binding
Source: RefSeq, a predicted model, not a curated record
GUUUUUUAAAGAAGGCAUUGUAAUCUGGUUCAGCGCGCUCUUCGAUACGCGUCUGUUAGUAAAUCUUAUUUUUUUAAUUAUCUCAAUUGUUUACUCGAUAAAGGCGAUAAAUCAAGAAACAACUACGAAAUGAGUAAUUUUGCUAACAAAAGAAAACCCGGUCCAAGUGGUUCAACAAACGGCACUGGAGGAGAGAAUAAAAAACCAAGGAACUUUGAUGAUGACGAUGAAGAUGUGGGGGGAGGAUUUGAAAUGGAUUUUAACAAUGAUGACAUGGAUAUGACCCAACUACUUGGUGAUGGACCGGAAAACCAACAAACUUCCGUUAAAUGGUCACGCGUUGAUCCCCCCGAACUGGAUCCGGAAACAGACAAUUUGGUUUUUCAACAAAUCGAUGUUGAAAAUUAUGUUGGUUUUCCCCUGCCCGGUAUGCCAGGUGCCCGUUUGGGACCAGUGCCAGUGAUACGCAUGUAUGGCAUUACAAUGGAAGGCAAUUCAGUUUGUUGUCAUGUCCAUGGUUAUUGUCCGUAUUUCUAUUUAUCUGCACCCAACGGGUUUGAACAAAAAGAUUGCUAUAAGUUCCGAGAAGCCUUGGAUAAAAAAGUCCUUGCGGAUAUGAGAAGUAAUAAGGAUAGUGUACAAGAGGCCGUCUUGAAGGUGGAGUUGGUGGAACGUUUAAAUAUUUAUGGCUAUCAGGGUGAUAGCAAACAGCGGUAUAUAAAAAUUACCCUAUCGAUGCCAAAAUUUGUUGCUGCCGCUUCCCGCCUUUUGAAGAGAGACAUCAUUUAUGGCGAUUUUGAUUUUCAAGAUUGUCGUGCCUUUGAAAAUAACAUAGAUUUUGAUAUACGUUUUAUGGUGGACACGGGAGUGGUGGGCUGUAAUUGGAUCGAAUUGCCAGCAGGAACAUGGAGGUUGAGAGGACGUAAUUCAAAACCUCUGCCAGAAAGUCGUUGCCAAAUUGAAGUGGAUGUGGCUUUCGACAAAUUCAUAUCGCACGAACCGGAGGGAGAAUGGUCUAAAGUGGCACCAUUCCGUAUUUUGUCCUUUGACAUUGAAUGCGCUGGUCGCAAAGGAAUUUUUCCAGAGGCGAAAAUGGAUCCCGUCAUACAAAUAGCCAACAUGGUCAUACGUCAGGGUGAUCAUGAACCAUUUAUACGCAAUGUCUUUACCUUGAAUACUUGUGCUCCGAUUGUGGGUAGUCAAGUUUUGUGUUUCAAUACCGAAACCGAGUUAUUGGACAAAUGGUCAAGUUUUGUAAGAGAAGUUGAUCCGGACAUAUUGACGGGAUAUAACAUCAAUAACUUUGACAUACCCUAUCUGCUGGACCGAGCAGCCCACCUGAAGGUCAAGAAUUUUGAAUACCUGGGAAGAAUAAAGAAUAUACGUUCCGUGAUUAAGGAACAGGUGUUGCAAUCCAAGCAAAUGGGAAGACGUGAAAACAAAUAUGUUAACUUUGAGGGUCGGGUGCCAUUUGACCUUCUGUUUGUCUUGCUAAGAGACUACAAACUGCGUUCGUAUACCCUGAAUGCAGUUUCCUAUCAUUUUCUGCAAGAACAAAAGGAAGAUGUCCACCAUAGUAUUAUAACAGACCUACAAAAUGGCGAUGAGCAAACAAGGCGUCGCCUGGCCAUGUACUGUCUGAAGGAUGCCUAUUUGCCUCUGAGACUUUUGGAUAAACUCAUGUCCAUUGUAAAUUACAUGGAAAUGGCAAGGGUAACAGGUGUGCCGCUGGAAUCUCUUUUAACUCGAGGUCAACAAAUCAAAGUAUUAAGUCAGCUGUUAAGGAAGGCCAAGACCAAAGAUUUCAUAAUGCCGUCGUAUUCAUCACAGGGUUCGGAUGAGCAAUAUGAGGGAGCCACGGUCAUUGAACCGAAAAGAGGUUACUAUGCAGAUCCCAUAUCUACGCUGGAUUUUGCCUCCCUAUAUCCCAGUAUUAUGAUGGCUCACAAUUUGUGCUACACGACAUUGCUGCAACCGGGCAUGAAGGAUAAACUGGGUCUCAAAGAUGACGACAUUGAACGAACACCUUCAAAUAACACUUUUGUAAAGGCCACUGUGCGAAGAGGUCUGUUGCCCGAGAUUUUGGAGUCGCUUUUAGGUGCGCGUAAAAGGGCCAAGAACGAUUUGAAAGUGGAAAAGGAUCCUUUUAAGCGUAAAGUGUUGGAUGGUCGUCAAUUGGCUUUGAAGAUGUCCGCCAACUCUGUCUACGGUUUCACCGGGGCUCAGGUUGGUAAAUUGCCCUGUUUGGAAAUAUCCGGCUCGGUUACCUCCUACGGUCGUACCAUGAUUGAAAUGACCAAAAACGAAGUGGAAAGCCACUACACCCGAGCCAAUGGCUAUGAGAAUGAUGCUGUGGUCAUUUAUGGUGACACCGAUUCUGUCAUGGUCAACUUUGGUGUGAAAUCUUUGGAACGAUCCAUGGAAUUGGGUCGAGAGGCAGCCGAUUUGGUAUCUUCGAAAUUUGUGCGGCCCAUUAAAUUGGAAUUCGAAAAGGUCUACUAUCCAUAUUUGUUGAUCAAUAAGAAACGCUAUGCUGGUCUGUAUUUUACCAGGCCGGAGACCUACGACAAAAUGGACUGCAAAGGUAUUGAAACCGUGCGCCGAGAUAAUUCACCUUUGGUGGCAAAUUUAAUGAAUACCUGCCUGCAAAAGUUGCUUAUCGAAAGAAAUCCCGAUGGUGCGGUGGAGUAUGCCAAACAAACCAUAGCCGAUUUGCUUUGCAAUCGUAUAGAUAUCUCACAGUUGGUUAUAACCAAAGAGUUGGCCAAAACUGAUUAUGCCGCCAAGCAGGCUCACGUUGAGUUGGCAAAUAAAAUGAAGAAACGUGAUCCCGGAACAGCACCCAAACUUGGUGAUCGUGUGCCAUAUGUUAUAUGUGCAGCAGCAAAGAAUACUCCGGCCUAUCAAAAGGCGGAAGAUCCCUUAUAUGUGUUGGAGAACUGUGUGCCCAUAGAUUCGAAUUACUAUUUGGAACAGCAGCUGUCAAAACCUUUGCUGCGUAUUUUUGAGCCCAUCUUGGGAGAUAAGGCGGAAUCGAUUUUAUUGAAGGGAGAACAUACCCGUACCCGUACUGUGGUCACCUCCAAGGUUGGUGGCUUGGCUGGUUUCAUGACCAAGAAAUCCUCGUGUUUGGGCUGUAAGGCCCUCAUGCCCAAGGGUUAUGAAAAUGCUCCUUUGUGCCCACAUUGUGAACCCAAAAUGGGUGAACUCUAUAUGAAGGAGGUGGUGGCCAAACGACAAAUGGAGGAGACCUUUUCACGGCUCUGGACGGAAUGUCAACGUUGUCAGGGUAGCUUGCAUGAAGAGGUACUGUGCUCCAAUCGGGAUUGCCCCAUAUUUUAUAUGCGACAAAAAAUACGCAUGGAUUUGGAUACACAAGAGAAACGUGUUAGGCGUUUCGGUUUGCCCGAAUGGUAAAAUGAUGUUAGUGCGAGAGAGGGAGAGAGAUUUGCUUUUGAAUGUUUUGAAUCUUUCUCAGUACGGUUUAAGUUAUUGUCUAAGAUUGUUUGAAAUAAAUUUUCUAAGUUUU